Messenger RNA from Cetraspora pellucida, 167 nucleotides. NCBI's taxonomy places the organism in Eukaryota, Fungi, Glomeromycota, Glomeromycetes, Diversisporales, Gigasporaceae. The record is from the annotation of a GenBank genome assembly.
CAGAAAAGAGGUAAGUGAAGUCGAAUUAGGAGAUGCUUCAAGUUUGACUGCUGGCGUUUUGCAGUAUUUUCCGUUAAGAUUUCCCUUACCUCUUAUUGCGUAUGCAUACUUACAAAUGAUAAAUCCAAAUAAGAUGAAGUCUGCGUUCAUUGUAUACCGGUUUCAUA